Molecule: messenger RNA, 2499 nt
Organism: Magallana angulata
Lineage: Eukaryota; Metazoa; Mollusca; Bivalvia; Ostreida; Ostreidae
Product: protein APCDD1-like
Exons: 4
Coding region: 92-1648 (518 amino acids)
Biological process (GO): negative regulation of Wnt signaling pathway
Cellular component (GO): plasma membrane
Molecular function (GO): Wnt-protein binding
Source: RefSeq, a predicted model, not a curated record
CAUUGAGAACCGAACUGAUCACCGUUGGACUCUCAUCCCUCUCACCAUGUUGUACGUUUCUAAGUUUGGACGUUAAUCAAUUCUAUACAGCAUGGACAUAAGAAUUUGGUUUUGCUUUACAGCGGUGCUGAUACAGUUCGGGUCAGUGACGUCAUAUUAUCACCUCCAUCGGGACAGGACCUCGGGUAACAGAACUUGUCGCCAGACCCUCAGCAGAAUCGGGCACCUGUCAAUCGAGGCUCCCCAGCCCCCCAAUAUUGCUGGUGAAUGGACGUCACAAAGGUGCGAAGUUCGACCAGGGCCAGAAUUCAUUUUGCGUCGUUAUUAUUUCCAAAGACAUCAUUUUAAGUUGCAGCAGUAUUACUACAAAGAUCCCGGAUGCAAGCGUCCCGCUUAUGGCGUGGUGGCUGAGGGACAUUACAGACAUAAGCGGCCUUCCUGGAUUGUUCAGGGUGGAACAGAAACAGCUUACACUGUCCAUAAUGUCUCUGUCAUACCAUAUACAAGCAAUGUUGCAAGGACGUUCACGAAGAAUGCCCAAUUUUGCACUGAACUAGCAAAUAUGAAUUUCAGUACGUUCAGAAAAACGAAAAUUUUAAAUUUCCCGCCAUAUGCAAAAAAUUCGCACGACGCAUCAAGGGACUUUGAUUGUAGUUUUGUAUUUAACCUUACAUUCCAUGAACUACAACUGAUUCGCCUAGAAAUACAAAACCACCAUGUGUAUAGUUCAAUCAAGUAUUUCAGAGUGGUAAAAGCCAAGAGGGCGCGAACAGAGAAACUACUAUUUCUAGGAGACAUUCAUACAGACGUCAAACAGCGCGCCUCCUACCGACCAACAGCAUACCAGACGGCACUAAGGCCGGUUUUUACGAGAAAAUGUCAUGUAUGCAGUCUGAUCGCAAAUUCGCACGACUUUCUACCUCCUCAACUGAAGAACGGUCGGAAUACUGCCCUUGACCUUACCGGAGAAUGGGUCAGCCGAAGAUGUGAGACGAGACAAUACGGGCAGUUUCUCACCAGACAUCUGAGUUUUUAUCCUGAUGGAAGUUCUUGGAGUGGACAAUACGAUUUCUACAGAGACCCAUUGUGCUUGAAUCCAUCAUUUACUUUAAAAGUCAAGGGCAUGUACUCGAUCAAAGCAGACUCCAAGUCAAUCGUUGGAGCAAAAAACUGUAAUUUUCGAAUACAUAAUCUUAAAGUUAAGCCAAUGUCCCAACUGAUCACACAAAAUCUAAACAUAUUUGGAGGUCAAGGCUGUGGAAGACCGAAUUCCUGGGAAACCUUCGAGGAACAGGAUGUGACGUCAACCGGAGGAUGUAGCACUCUAGGAAUCAAUCUUCCAUCAGUGGAGCACGAACUUUUGAAAAUAGAAAAAAGUCAUAACAAAAAGCUUCUAUUUAUAGGACAGCGACCAACAGAUCAGGGUGUUCGUCCGGUGGGUGAAUUACCAACAUCCUUCCAAGAACCUUUACUUCAAUGUUCCAAUGCCCAAGAUCCACCCAAGAAAACAAAGUUCAUAACGAAAUACAAACUACCUUACUUCCAAAAGCUAGAGUCGCUAGAAAGCUCAUCAGCAAACAACAUUCAUUUUGUGGCGUAUCGUUUGUUCUCACUUGUUGUCAGUUUCUUUAUCGUCAGAAUAUUAUGAUUGGAAAUCAUCCAUCAAGAUUUCGGUCAAGGUCUGCGACGAGACCGAGUUAAUGAGUAACAGUUCAUUUGACAAUGAAAAUCACAGCUCGGAAUCAGGGCGAUCUAGCGUUAUUAGAUUGCUGCUGCGCGCCGAAAUCAAAAGGUAAAUGGGACUUACAAAAGUGCGCCCCCGCCACAGUAUCAGCACGUUAACGUCUACGUAAAACAAAGGAUACAGACGAUCAAAUUAGGCACACAGAAGAAAACCAAAACAAGACGCGGAAUUUAACGUCUGCAGUAUUGACACAUGUUCCAUCACCAUUAAAUUCUCCCCAUUUCUUACAGUUGUUCGGACGUUUGUUGUAGAACUUUGUCAUAUUGCCCUAUAGUUGGCUAUGUAUGCCGGGACCUUGUCAGUUGUCUAUGUUGUCGGGACGGAUAAUCUGUUCGGUGUCUUCCUUUCUUUACGGGUAAUCUAGGGCAGUUUUUGUGAACAUUUUUCUCAUUGCAUUUUUCAAUGAAAUAAAAAUAAUUUUAAUAUCAUAUCUUAUUUUAUUCCAACAAUCGGGAUACCUGCAUGUUUUUUUUCAAGUUUUGUUAUUAUGAAAUAUUUACAUUUUCCAGUGUCUUUGCCUGUGAUAUCACUACAUAUCGGUUUUGUACUACAUAACCCAUAACUUCAAAUGACGUUUAAAUGGGGCGCCAUUGAAAUUAUCACCUCAUAAUACUCAAAUAAUGAUUCCUUAUUCCUUAAAUAUAAACGUUUUAAGAAUUGACGCAUUUUAUUUGAUUACAGAAAUAAACAUUUCUUGUAAAAUAAUAUGUCGCUAUUUUUUUUUAAACUAUGAUAUUUUAACAUACUUCAUGUAC